Messenger RNA from Xyrichtys novacula (pearly razorfish), 12610 nucleotides. Lineage: Eukaryota; Metazoa; Chordata; Actinopteri; Labriformes; Labridae. The record is from the annotation of a GenBank genome assembly.
GCGGGGCGGAAGAGGAGCUGCUGGCUGACACCAAACGGGUGAGCUGCGCUGUCACUUUCACGAAAACAAACCUCUCUUUUGGCUUUUUAACUUUUCUUUUAGUGAAGACAACAGCGAGAGACACGAGUUUUGCAAAAGAAAUGUUGUGUUUUUUACUUUAACUCAUUCACUGCGGUGCUGAAAAGAGUUUGUAUGAGUGUUUGUCUGGAGGAUGCAUUACUGUCUGAAUAAUGGCUUUAUUGUCAUAUUGGCUCUCAGAUACAGCAGAGGUUUUGUCGAGCGUUUGUUUAGCAGGUUCUUUGAAUUGUCUCUGCGUUUACAAUGUAAAGUCAAAAUAGUGUGAAAAAGGCUUCGGCAAAUGCGGAGGGAAGGUCUCGGGGUUAUUUUCAUGAUUAUUUUUAAUUGAUAAAUCUAAUUGUUGAACAGUUCCAGGCUACUAAUUCAUUUCACAAACCACAGUAACAACUAAUGGAAAAAGCACUGCAAUGAAAAUCUAACAACUUCAGGUUAAAAACUUAAAAACAGUGUCGCACAAUCGGAUUCUUGUGCCUUUUAAUAUCUACUUUGUGUUAUUUUUCCUCUUUUGGACAACUGUAUAUUGAUAGUGUAAACCUGUGUGUUUAGCAUCUUAUGCAUUUUUGCUUUAUCAGAAAUAGUAUUAUACAAACAAAUGUAAUGUUUUGAUAUGGAUGCACGAGCAGCAACUCACCACCAGAUGGCGAUAGUUAACCAGGAAGCCAGAUCAGACUAACUUUUCGCCUUAUUAAAAAACCUUAUUGGAGCAAUUGAUGUUGCAUCAACAUCAACAUGGAUUAACUGUCAUUUGUCUGGAGACCCAGAGCUAAUUCUGUCACAAAUAUAUAAAGAAGAUUCAAGACUCUAUUAAACCCAGAUAUUCUCUCUCUGUUAAAUGAAAUUAAAAAGGAGACUAACUGUACAUCACAGUUAAACAUCAGUUCACACUACCUCACUAAUAAAAGCAUCAGCCUGAUUGUGUUGUUUUGUGGGAAUUAUAAAACAAGUAGAAAAUUAAAAAGAGGAACAACACUUAAAAAUUUAAACAGAGAAGAAAAAUCAGUGCAAUUGAAAUGGUCCUCAGAGGAGCUUUAACUUUAAUGUCUGACUUUAUAAAAUACAUAUUCAUACUUAUAAAGUAUAUGUAUGUAUACUCUGUUUAGAAUCAAACUCCUCUUCUCUUCCAGAUCAUUAUGUCUCAGGCUGACUCCUCAGACAUGGACCCCUCUACUGACAUCACCCCUCCACCGGCCCUGUCCACUCACCCUGAUCCCGACUCCUCUCAGGAUGCCCCAGCAGCCAUCGCUCCACCCUCGGCCCCACCAGAGUCUCUUGUUACCCCUGAGAGUUCAGUCCUCCCACAGCCCACUGAGGAGACGACCUCAGAGGACACCACUGCUGAUGCAAACACCUCAGAGGGGUACACCGAGCAUCCAGAUCCUGCUGCUGAGGGUCAGGUGGUUGAAUGUGACCAACCAGUGAGCCUGGAGGGUGAUGCUGAUGCUGCAGGAGAGGAUGAAACGGUGUGUUUUUGCAUUUCUGUUGCCCUUGUUUAUCAAACCCUUGAGACAUAUGAAGUGUACACAGACCUCUAGGCCCGUGGUCCCCCCUACAAGUAAUGUUCACAUGUUUUUGUGAAUGCAGACGUCUCUUCUGGAGAAAGACAAAGGCUGGGGUGGUUGGAGUACAUGGGGAAAAUCUCUCCUAAGCAGUGCCACCUCCUCUGUGGGUGAGUCAUCUGUCCUUGUUUCCUUCCUUACUUUCUCAAGUACCCUUUCUCCUCCCUCCCUCCUCAGCUGUGUACCUUUGUCUGUGUGUGCAGGUCAGAGUUUGAACUCGGUGAAGGUGAAGGCAGGAGAAGCUCUACGUCUCCACAGGACCUCAGUGGGAGAGGAGGCACAGGAGGAGGAGGAGGAGGAGAAGGAGAAGGGAGAGGGGGAGAAAGAGGGUGGAGGUGGAGGUGGAGGAGAAAGUGGAGAAAUUGACCUGUCCAGCUCUACAGAGUCCUCUGUGAGUGCUGCAGCACCUGGCAGGGGAGUGUUCUCUACCAUCACACAUGCUGUGCAGAACACAGUGAGUGCACGUACACACACACACACACACACACACACACACACACACACACACACACACAACACUGCAAGCUGUCCACCUUACCCAGCUACAAGAUCAUGUGACCAACCUGCCAGGUCAGAUAAACUUACUGUCUUCUAGUGAAACUUGCUCAGCAAAUGGCCACUUGAGGUUCAAACAUUUACCACUGAUUAUUUAACCUUCUCUUUAGCAAAGAGACCAAACACAACUCACCCACUCUCUUCCAGCAGCCGCUUGUUUGUGGUGGGAGCCUCGACGAGUUGAUCAGCAAGUGCAGCGGAUCAUUUCCUUGAAAUAAUGAUCAUCAUAAUAAUCAUUUUGUACUGCAGAAGUUCUUCCACCUGAGCGUCUCGGUCUGAUUGCAUUUCCAUGAAGUGAUAAUCAUAAAUGUUCUUCCUUGAGCUGCGAAAUUCUGUGAUCGACUCGUCAGAGCUCCACCCACAAACAAACGGCUGCUGGAAGAGAGUAGGUGAGUUGUGUUUAGUCUCUUUGCUAAAGAAAUUAGUCAAAGUUAAAAGAUGUUUGGUGUCUAGUACUAUGUCUGUGACCCUAUAUGUCCUGUUGAUGAAGUUAGGUGCUGUUCUGAGCAUUAUUUGUGGCUAUAAAGUGGUGUUUUGGUGGAGGUUUGCGUGUGUAUUGCUAUUGUGCGGUCAUUAUUAAAGUUGGUAUAACUAGAGAAGAAAGCGGUCGGCAACAUUCAUCUCUCGAGGGGGUGUCUAACUCGGUGUUACGGUGUGUUUGACCCUGACUUUAUUUUAUGCCGGAAUAUCCCUUUAAGAUGUUACUUAGACUAAUACCUCCAGCCUGACAUCAAGUUAUGUUGUUUUUCCAUGGUGAGUUUGUCCCUGUAUGGUUAACAUGUGGAGUGGGUAAAAGAUGCUGAUCAUUAACAUAAUUGUGACCCACUAAAAUGUACCUGUCACUCUGUCCCUAUUAUCUUAAUUUAUCUUGAGUAUUUGAGCUUUGCACCUCUCUGCUAAUUUGCUGUAUCUUCCUGAAAGGGUAAGUCUGUGAUCAGUGGAGGUUUGGAUGCUUUGGAGUUUAUUGGAAAGAAGACCAUGACGGUUUUGGCUGAGAGUGACCCAGGUUUUAAAAAGACCAAGACCCUGAUGCAGAAAACAGCAUCACUGAGCCAGGUAUACACACACACACACACACACACACACACACACACACACACACACACACACACACGAACACAAGCACUUCUCCUUUGGGAUGAAGUAAAACUAAUGGGGAUCAGCGGGAUCCUUUCAAAUGAGUGACAGCUGUGGUAUAAGACUGUUAAAUAUAAUUCUUCAGAUGUUGAAGGAAGCCAAAGAAAAGGAGCGUGCACGUCUGGGUAACCAGCCAAUGAGCGAACCCACAGCUCACUAUGGUAUACUGUUUGAUGACUACCAAGGUCUGUCACACCUGGAGGCCCUGGAGAUCCUGUCCAACGAGAGCGAGGGCAAGGUGAGCAACAAGUGUGAGCGAAGAGCGUGCUUUUUAAAGAGUCUGUUUUUAACAGAGCUAAUGAAGUCAUCAAAUCCCUCUCUGCCCAAAGGUCCAAGCCUAUCUCUCCUCACUGACAGAAGAGGAGCAGGAUGAGGUGAAGAAGGAGCUGAUCUUUAUCAGGGAUAUCUUCAACAAGCAAUAUGAAGAGGAGAAAGAAGAAGAAGGAGAAGAAGAGGAGGAGAAAGAAGACGAAGAGAAACAGACGAAGGAUAACGGUGAUCUAAGUUCCCACUUACACUGUUCUGCCCCCAUAUGUGAGUGAGCCAAACAAACACCAGACAUGCUGGAGGUAGAGGAGGUCCCUGAGCACUGACACAGGAUCAGUUUUCUUUACACACAUACAUCUGACAGACACGUCCUGAUAUACUGGAUCACAUAAUCCCAAACUAGACUGAUGUUUCUCUUUGGUUGAACUUUCUGCCUCGAGCUGCUUUUACUCACGACAUCAGGUAUUUUAGAUGUAUAAGUUCCUGUCAUUCUGUUGAUAUACAUUAAAAUACAGAGAGUUUCCUGUCUCUCUGUGUUGUUAAUAACAGUUUGUAAAGACCUGGUUAAAAUCUUCUUCCUAGGUUAUUACAUUUUUUGAUUGCUAGUAUAAUUACUUUUCUGUCCAACAUGGUUUGAUCAAUAACUUCAACUCAUCUUUUGUAAGAGAGAGUAGAUGAUCAAUCAUGUUUGUUGUAAUCUCUGUGGGAUACUGAAAUGAGCCUUAAGAGCAGAAGCAUCAGAAUGAUAAGUACAGUUUUCUAUAAGACCAUCAAAACUGUAUUAUGAUAUUUGUCGAGUGUAAUUCUAAUCGAAAAUAUGCUAUUUGUAAAAGAUUGGAAAAUGAAACUGGUGUCAUUCUCAGUCGAAAUGUUCUACCAAAGUGAAAUUCAUAGUCAAGGAGAAAUCAAUCAAUGCCAAGUCUUAGCUUUGAUCAAAACCUACUCACUUCUUAUCACUUCAUAUUCUUUGAAACACAUAAAUGUUAAUCAUACCAAACCACACGUACAGAUGCAGAAAUCUGAGGUGGUGUUUCUUCAUCCUCGGGGUUUAAUGGGUUCCUGGUCCAGUGUUUGUGCUCAGGGGUCACCUACAGGUUCAUAUUACAUCAAAACCAACAAAAACAAUUGACAAGAUGAAGAAUUUAAAUCCCCUCAAAUUAAAACAAUGUCCUGAAGGUUUCAUUAAUUUGGCAUGAAAAUAAAUUGAAAUGUGUUGCAGAUCUCUGCCAUGCUGCUUGCUGAAGACAAACAUGAAUCAUACAGUAUAAUUACGAUCUCAGCAUGGGGAAAAACAGUGCACGUGGAGCAAACCUGCUUUCAUUUUACUCUUUAUGCAUGUUUUGCUUUUGCUAUGCUGUGUAAAUGGAGGUAUAAUGACAGAGCACGGAUGUGUGUGUGUCUGUUUGUGUCUGUAAUGUGUAACUCUGUCCUCAGCGGGGGGCGAGGAGUUUGUCAGUGUUCUCACUGAGCUGCUGUUUGAGCUUCAUGUAGCUGCUACUCCAGACAAACUCAACAAGGUGAGUCUGACACACACAUGCAUACAAACAUAUACACAUCUUAGCUCUCCCCAAAUGUCUGUGGUUUGAACAAGAUCUGAAGUCACAGAGGAAGCCUGGUUCAGGAGUAUGUUUUCAGGAGCACAGGUGCAGCUGAAUCAUGAUGAGAGAAAUAUCAUCUCAAUACCACAGGCAGCAGAGGGUCUCAGUGAUCCUCUUUUUUUAGCGUCUUAAUAUAACUUCUUGACAGUCUGACACGAGGUUGUAACAGAGAGAAAAAAGGCCAUUCAUACUGCCGUCAGUCUGCUAAUAAAACAUCACAGACAAAGGCCUAAUGAGCAUUUAACUGUUGAAAAGGUGUUUAAAAGAUAUUGAUUACCACUGUUCACAAAAUGUUUAAAACUGUUUCAGGAGCUCAAUUUAGUUGAAAUUUUGCCUAUUUGUAUCAGUCAGUGAGUGUGUUCACUACAAUGACCUCAGGUGUUCAAUUACUGAUGAAAAAUGACUUUGUAAUAACACUGUCAUAAUAAUAAUUCACAUUCCUCUUUUUCAUCCACAAAGUUAUCAGUUUAUAAAAAUCCUGCAGAUGUGUGGGGCUCUAAAUCUUAAUUUUUGAUGUUACUUAAAUCAACCGAAACUCAAACUGAUGCCUCUUUUAAUAUGCAAAAACAAACAAAACCAUAAGCAACAAGACUGAUGGUUUUUAUUUUGUAAUUUUUGAUGCCUGAAAUUGAUGCGUGGGGGUAUCAAUUUCAGCAUAUAGUAUUUAUGAUAAAUUAUACAUUUUAACAGGAGGAUAUUUUUGGUCAAAAGACACCACUUAAGACAAAGACUGCUUUGUCACUAGGGGGCGCCAAAACUAACAUAAGCUUAUAGUUCCCCACAGGAGCUUUAACCUGUUUUAUGACAAGUGGAUGUCGUCGUGUUUUGUAUCUGGUUGAAAAUGAGUUGAGGGAAGGGCAUUCAGACCUGAUUUCACCUUCUUUUCAGCUAAAUCCGUGUUGGUGCUCGCUGGGUAAACUUAUUGAUACUCUCUACAAAAGGGGGCGUGGCUUAACAACAUCAGGCUAUAAAAACAUUACAUGUGAGAUUUGUGCACGCAGUAAUUAGAGUGUGCAGAUGAAACAGUAACUAUUUGCUGCUGUUUUGACAGCUAUUAUGUGGCAUUUCAAAGUUCAUGGAUCUGGUAGUAAAAUGUAAAAACGAUCUAAUUUCGACCUAAAACUGCUCUGAACUCAGCACCAAGUAAACACCUGCAGUAUACCUACACCUCUGAGGCUUUUACAGACCUUUUAACUCCUUUUUUAUAAACAAAAUUUCUCUUAAAAUUCCAUAAAUUCUCUCCUCCUGCUGCUGUCUUGAAAGAAAUAUAUAAGUUACUGCCUUUGAAGUUCUUGUUAAUAUUUAACUUCACAUAUAGAGAAGCUACAUUAGCAUAUAAUCGUGUGCAUGCAUCUAAUUAGCAUACAUCAGGAUGGUUAUCUGUCCCCAUGCUGAGCUGAUGGGGGUAAUUAUGCUUUUCCAGGCUCGCAGGAGGGCCCAUGAUUGGGUGAGCGAGGUGGAACAGCCUGUCACCACAGAGACAGUCAGCAAGGAAAUCCAGGACCUGCCGGGAGGAGAGGCCUCACCUGAAGAGACGGAGGCAGGGGAGGAAAAGAAAGAUGUAGAAGGAGGAGAGCAAGGGGAGGAGAUCAGCAGGGGGGAAGAGAUGAAGGAAGGAAGGGAGGACCCCAGAUCUGUGGAGGUGAGGACGACUCAUCAUCAUGUGGCUCAAAUCUGUGGAGAAGUUUUUUAAUGAAACCGCUCUAUCAUCCUGAUGUCGCAGGGUGCUGUGCUUUAAUGUGGUAAUAGAUAUUUAAAUGUGUGUGUCUGACCGUGUGUGUGUGUGCAUGUGUGAACGUGUGUGUUCGUCUCCCUCUCUCCAGGCCGUCUACCUGUCAUCCGUGGGGAGUCUGGCAGAAGUGACGGCUCGCAGUAUUGAGCAGCUCCACAAGGUGGCAGAGCUCAUCCUCCACGGUCAAGAUCAGGAGAAACCAGCCAGAGACCAGGCACACAUCCUCACCAGGUGUGUGUGUUUGUAUGUGCGUGUGUGUGUGUGAGUCAUUUUGAUGUGAUAGAAAUAACAUGAGCAAACCUUUCGUGUCAAUCCCAGGUUGACGUGUGCCAUGUGUAAGGAGGUGGAGUGUUUGGCCAAGAAGUUCUCUGACACGCUGCUUCUUGUUGGGGUAAGUGAGAAGGAUUGUGUUGUUGUUGUUGUUGUGAGGCUUUUGUGUGAACACUGGGGGUGUAAAAGGAUAAGGCUUGUGUAUUUUUUUCUGUUGUUACCAAAUCUUAUAAAGGUUCUCAAAGCCCAAAAAAAAAAAAGCAUUAAUCUGCCCUGAAUACUCGGAGACGUCCCCACCCUGUGUAGGAGCUCAUCCCUGAGCCUCUCAGCUCAUAAAGAAAACAACAAUAAAAAUUUAAACGCUCAGUCAUUUUCUCAAACAGAUGUGCGCAGUAGAAAAUGUCACUCAGCUAAAAGCGAAUUAUGGGACUGCAGCAUUUUCCCCUGUGGAUUUUUAUUGCAGCAGGAUGGUUAAUGCAUGACUGAAUAAACAUUUUAUCAUCGACUUUUGUAUGUUACAUAUCAGCUACAUAGGCUGUACAUGCUCCAUGAGCUCGAUUCAUACUUCAGCCUUUGCUACACCAGUGCUGUGAUGGUUGGAGACAGAAAAGGCACAGUCUUUCUUCACCAAACAUGUGGAAAUAAAUGGAAAUGUUCCCAAGUGAAAUUCCUCUAUGACUAAAAGUGUGUGGCUCAGUUGUGUAUUUUGAAUCACUCUCACAGAAGGAGGGCGCAGAGGAAUAAGCUUAUAAAUAAUGUGCUUUUUAUUUUUAUUAUUUAUGUAUUGUAGUCAAAAGGUCACAGUCAUGUCACCCUCUUUAAGGUUGUCCGUACAUGGACAGUAAACUUGUGUUUUCAUUUCUUGCAUCUUUACUCACUGCUGCUUCCCGUCUCUCCUUCAGGGUCAGAAGAAAGCAGAGGAGUUGAAUCCACUGGUGGACAGCGUGCUACAAGAGGUGAGACGCUCAGACUUUAAAAAUGUUUCUAGAUUUGAACAAAUUAUUGAAAAACACAUUUUGACUGUUUUGGGUACACAUUAGAGCUGCUUAUUAUAAGCAGCAACUUAAAUUUGAAAACAAAUCAUAUCUGUAUCUCCUCAAUAUAAUAACAAAGAUGUAUAUCAUGUAAUUAUUUUUUAAUCAUUUUGAAGCAAUAAAGAUGAUUAGUUAUGGAGCGAGUAAUGCAAUGAUAAGGAGAUUUUUGGCACCGUUCAUAAUGCAUUUUGUAAACUUGCCUGCAACUUGCAUAAAACACAACCAGAGGUGCCGAGCCUGCUCCUCUGUGAACAUAACAAGGCGUACAUACAGAGUAAUGAUGUCACAUCUGCACGCAUGAUCAGGUUAUUUGAUUUUGCACCCAUAUCAACAGUGGAUUCAGAUUAUCUGAUUCCUCAAAUUUUAAAUCAUAUCAAGAAAUUUUGCCCAUGUAAACCUGGCUAAUGUUCUCGUGUUUUUCUGUCUGCAGGGUUCAAACAGCACAAACUACAUCCACAAUGCAUUCCAGCUGCUGUUGCCCAUCUUGCAGAUCUCCCACAUCCAGAGCCAACAGAGUCACCCGGCUACAGAACCAACAGAACAAACACAACACUAACACAAACACACACACACACACACACACACACACACACACACACACACACACACACACACACACACACACACACACACACACACACUAACACACACAGACAGGCUACCUACUCACCUGCUUGUCCUAAUGUAUCUAUGGUUGUACAGUGAAGUAUAGAGAAUAGAUUAUCACAGAUUAAAUGCUUUAAUCUACAUCAAGUGCCAUAGUUAAGAUGUUUUCUAUUUACAUGAUCUAAUCUUAGAGAUGACAGUUUAACUGACGGAUUCACGUUGAAGCCACAAUAGAGCAGAUUGUAUGUCUGUCUCUUCCAGGAUUAUUGAAGAUUUACAUAUUUUUCAUCUAAAAUUGAGAUGGUGUGACAAAAACAUGUUUACUUAUUGUCUCAAAAAGCUGAACCAAAUAGAAAUCUUACUGAAUUACUGAAUGUUUUAAAAAAGAUUUUAACAUUAAUGUAUAUCAAGCUUUCUUUGCACUCAUUAUGGUCCACUAUCAUUCCAACAGAGGGAGCAGUGACUAACUUUAGAGAGGUGUUAGUGUUUCUGAAAUGUACUAAUCUGGUUUGAGAUAAAAUGCCAGUAUUAUUGAUAAUUGCUUUUUUUAUUCUUAUUUUUGCUAAGUUAUGUGAAGCAACACUAUUUUUAGUCUUAUGCAACUUGGUUGAAAAAAGUCUUCAUGCUUAAAAUUGCACAAGAAAAUACUCUAAGUUCUCUCUUCUUCUCUUGUCUAGACAUUGAAGUUUUGAUGUAGUUAUAUUUGGUUCACAUUAACUUGAAAUAUGCUGCUACAUUCUUAAAAGGUAUAUUUUAGCUUAUUCGGACAAUGUCUGUACUUCUUUAUCGCUGCGAAUAAUAUGAUAAGAUCAAAACAGAUUUCACAUGUGUUUUACAGACCUGAAGAUAAAGCCAGCAGCAGAUUAAUGCAGUUUAACACAAAGACUUGUAAAAGCUAACCUGGUUUGUUUUUCCAAAGAAGAUAAGAAAAUUCCUCUACCAGCUUGUCAACCCAUAAAUAGAAGUAAGAUAAUAUGGAGAAACAGGAGCUAAGGCAAAGGCAAAAAUCCUACAAAUAAAAAAAAAAAGCCACAAAACAUCAUUUACUCUUGAUUUUGUACUGACAUUGUCCUGCAGGAGUGGGUACUGUGGUUAAACAGAAAGAAGUUUUUAGUACAACAAUACAAGAUUGACAGCUUUAAUGUGGUAAAUGAGGUAUAGCUGUUGCGUAAAGUAUCCAGCAGUAAUAGCAACAUGGGCUCUUGUUUGGUUUUGUGUUUCUCUCCAGCUCACUUUUUGAAGUCCAACUGUCACUUUAUGUCGACCUGUUCAGGCCUCUGAUUGGCCGUUUAACCUCUGAAUGCUUCUGUCUGUGCUGUGUAACACUGAGCUGGUGUUGAUUUGGUUUCAUUAUACAUGUCAAACUCUUUUAUUUGAUGUGUCGCUGAAACGAAAAUAUUGACCACAGCCGCUCCACCGGAAAUCCUGUAAUGUGCUUAUCAGCGAGUGUGAGAGGUUAUUUCCUGUUCCCCUUUUUGCAGUCUAAUUGAUGUGCUGAGCUAACAUGCUGCUGGCGUUAGCUAAAUAUUGACCAAACAGACAUGAAAUGGUGCUGAUUUUCUCCUCUGACUCUGGCCUAAACAGAAACAAGUACUAUCCUAAAUAUUGACUUAUUUCUGUGACAAAAACGAUCAUGUCAUGUCCCCUUUUAGACUCCACUCUAAAGACAUCAAGAAAGACCUCUCCCUUAUGAUUUUGUUUGGUCAUAAAUCAUUUACAGAGUAAAGGCUUGAAGUGAGGUUUUUGAGUUUUCCCUUAGAGGGGUGCAGUAAACCAUUUUUCAUUACGCAUCCCCUCUCCUGUAACACCUGUGUUGAGUUAUAGUAAAAAUCCUAAUGUGCUCAGAGUACAUCUGUUUUUGAUUGCCAGCGUUAAAUGAGGUCUUAGCCUUCAAUUGGCAGUAAACAUAGAUCUCUUAAGGAGAUAAACCACUUUUAGCAUGCUCUUUACUUUUUCUUGCUACCUGUCAGAGAUAAACGAAUGAAGUCAAGGAAAACUGUCCUGCACAGCAUAACAGUCAUGCCUGUUUUCACUCCUUUUAGCUUCAUCUGUCUAGGGUUCGACUGCUUUAACACAAAAUGAUUUGCUCUGCAGGGUGAGUAAUGUUUGGGAGACUAGUCAAAGGUCACUAAAAAGGUCAUGUUUUAAUAUUUAAAGAUUCCUUCUUGAUAAAGAGCCCUUCUGUGUGAAGAUGACAUAAUGGAAAUAAAUAAGUAUAACCAUCUUCAUGUGUCUCUGAUACUUUAUUUUCACCACACAUGAGGCAGGGACUGGUAACAUUCAUAUUUAGUUUCCUCCUCUGCUCCUCAGACUGCGCCUCUGUCACCAGGGCUGCUCCUCUGUAAGGGAGGAGCUGGACGGAUGGCCACGAUGAUGCAGAUUAACUACAAAGAGACACAUUUCAGAAGUAUUAUCAACAGAGUUAAACAAUAGAGGAAGAGGUUUAGAUACUGUGUGGAGGGGAGGGGAAGUUGUCAAGUCUUUUUUUUUUCUCCUGCUCCAGAGACACACAGAUAAUUAUUUAUUUGUUUGCAUCAUAUUUAACUUCAGUAUGUUUGAUAUUCCUAACCAGCUUUGGCAUUAAAGCUCCUGUGAGGGUUUUUUCAUGUUUAUAAAAUAUACUGAGAUUCACAUUGAUGCCUUUUAUGACAUUCAGAGGCAAACAAGACUAAAACAGACCUUUUUUAUGCCGUAACUUUUCAUGCCUGAAACCGGUGCGAUGGAGUAGGUGUCAGCCAAGCAGCUGUCGAAACAGCCCUAUUUUUAACAUUUCCACUAUAUUUUCACAGGAUAUAAACUUGAAUGAACUGAGUCCUUUGUGAUACACAUUAACAAUUGUCAGAUCUGGAUAGUAUGAUACUGAAAACAGCUGUGACACAUGACACUGUUUAAUGUCUGAAUACUUCAUGAUCUUGCUGUCAAGCUGAGAUACCUGAGUAACAGUUGUCAACAUUUCCAUCCAGCAGAGUUUCUACGUCAUCUGAAAACAUGAAAAUGAGUUUUAACCCAAAAAGUUUGAAACACUUUAAUGAUUAAACUGAUGAUAAAACGUGUUUUCAUUGUUUAAUGGUCGGUUCUCUACCGUGAUUGUCGACUUCUUGAAUAGGUGACAGUCCUGCAAUACAAACAUGAAAACAAAUCAUUAAGGACUGAAUCGACAGAGUUACUCAAUAAUUUUCAUAACAACAAAAGUAUGUCUGACCUGACCAAGACCGGGGCCCGUAAGGGUGGAUAACCGUUCCUGCUGGACAAGAAGAGGUCAACUAAGUCUCAGUUUGAUGGAAAUGACAACUACAAAGUGUGAAUUGUGUAAUUUUAGAAACAACUAUACCUUUGGGGAUAGCAUCAUCUGUUUGUGUCUCAGUUUCUGAUGGAUCGAUUGUGAAAAACAUGCAAGAUGUUAGCCGUAUUCAAAAAUACACAUUUCAUACAAACAUAUCUCAUGUCUAAAAUACCCCUUCAUGAACACUGAAAACACAAUAUUUACCAUUUAGCUGCUGAGCGGUGAAGCUGCAUCCAACAGGCUGCCUCUUUUGUUUCUCUGAUGGAAGUAUGAGACAUUUUCAGGAUAAAUCUUUGAGUGAUUCAACCAACAAACAGUGUUUAUGUGAGUGUGUGGGUGUGUAUUUGCAUGUUUUUGUCUUACUGUCAGAGCGUCUCUUCCAGUAGAUUUGUCCAGUCACUGUUGUGAUGACAGCCAGCAGCACGACACAUAGCAGAGCCAGCCAGAGCACCCUGAGCACGCUCUGCCACUCACCUAAGAGAGAGAGAGAGAGG